Theobroma cacao (cacao) is the source of this 2162-nucleotide messenger RNA. Its product is annotated as P-loop containing nucleoside triphosphate hydrolases superfamily protein. NCBI's taxonomy places the organism in Eukaryota, Viridiplantae, Streptophyta, Magnoliopsida, Malvales, Malvaceae. Gene Ontology annotation, molecular function: ATP binding; RNA helicase activity; nucleic acid binding. The record is from RefSeq and is a predicted model, not a curated record.
CGUUAGGGUUUAAGGAUUAACCUAGAAGCUGAAAAUUGGGUUUUAUCAGGGAUGGGGGUAGCGGAAGAGAAAAGCUUUAUCUCUUCCUCUUUAGAAGAGAGUAAGAAGAAAAGGAAGAGAAAGCGAAGCAGAACUAAGAAAUCAGAGCACCAGAACCCUGAUAACAACACUGAUAGAGAAGAAGGAGAAGAAGAAGAAGAAUUUGAACAAGAGAAACAAGAGGAAGAUGAAACAGAAAACAGAGAAGUUCAAGAGAAGAAAAAUAGGAAGAAAAAUAAGAAGGUGAAGAGUGAUGAUGAUGAGAAACAGGAACUUGUAAAUAAUGAAGAAGAAGAAGAAGAAGAGGAAGAAGAAGGAGAGAAGGGAGAGAUAAAGGAGAAAGUGAAGAAUGGGGGAAGUGGGAUAAUGAGCACUGAGUCAUUUGAGUCCUUGGGAUUGUCUGAGCCUACUUUUAAGGCUAUUAAGGAAAUGGGUUUUCAGUAUAUGACUCAGAUUCAAGCCAGAGCGAUUCCACCACUUAUGAUUGGCAAAGAUGUCCUUGGGGCUGCAAGGACGGGUUCAGGGAAAACCCUUGCGUUCUUGGUACCUGCUGUUGAGUUGUUAUAUAAUGUUCACUUCACUCCUCGCAAUGGAACAGGUGUUAUUGUCAUUUGUCCCACAAGGGAGCUUGCCAUUCAGACUCAUGCAGUUGCAAAGGAUCUUCUCAAAUACCACUCUCAGACUCUUGGAUUGGUUAUUGGUGGUGCAGCCAGAAGAGGAGAAGCAGAGCGAAUUGCAAAGGGAGUUAAUUUAUUAGUGGCUACUCCUGGUCGACUACUUGACCAUCUUCAACAUACAAAGGGAUUCAUUUAUAAAAAUUUGAAGUGUCUCAUGAUUGAUGAAGCUGACAGGAUAUUGGAAGCAAAUUUUGAGGAAGAAAUGAAGCAAAUUAUCAAGUUUCUUCCUAAGCAAAACAGGCAAACUGCUCUAUUUUCAGCUACCCAGACUAAGAAGGUUGAGGACCUCGCCCGCCUGUCGUUUCAGACAACUCCUAUUUAUAUCGAUGUAGAUGAUGGGAGAAAGAAGGUCACCAAUGAAGGGCUGCAGCAAGGCUAUUGUGUUGUGCAUAGUUCCAAGAGAUUUAUCCUUUUGUAUUCAUUUUUGAAGAGGAACCUGUCCAAGAAAGUGAUGGUCUUUUUCUCUUCAUGCAACUCAGUCAAGUUUCAUGCAGAACUUCUUAGAUAUAUUCAUGUGGAUUGCUUUGAUAUCCAUGGAAAGCAAAAGCAGCAAAAGCGGACCACUACCUUCUUUGACUUUUGCAAAGCAGAAAAGGGCAUUUUGCUUUGCACUGAUGUUGCUGCUCGUGGACUUGAUAUUCCUGCCGUGGAUUGGAUUGUGCAGUAUGAUCCUCCUGAUGAACCCAAGGAAUAUAUUCAUAGGGUUGGUCGAACUGCUCGUGGGGAAGGUGCAAGAGGAAAUGCUCUUCUUUUCCUGAUCCCAGAGGAACUGCAAUUUCUUCGCUAUCUAAAGGCAGCAAAAGUUCCUGUUAAGGAAUAUGAGUUUGAUGAGAAGAAGCUGGCGAAUGUGCAGUCUCAUCUGGAGAAGUUAGUGGCAAACAACUAUUAUCUUAACAAGUCAGCUAAAGAUGCUUAUCGAUCCUACAUUUUAGCAUACAAUUCUCACUCAAUGAAAGAUAUCUUUAAUGUGCAUCGCCUUGAUAUGCAGGCCAUCGCUGCUUCCUUCUGUUUUUCAUGCCCUCCUAAGGUUAAUCUGAACAUAGACAGCAACGCAUCCAAAUUUAGAAAGACAACACGUAAAGUGGAAGGAGUGCGAAAUAGUUUCAGUGCAAGCAACCCGUAUGGGAGGCAGAGAGGUGAAGAUGAUAAUCGGCAAUUUGUAAGGUAUUAGUGGAAGCAUCAUCCAGAGGCCAUUUAUAAAGGCAUUAACAGAAGCUGUGUUGGUGAAGCCGCUGCAUUGGUCUGCAACAAUUUUGUAUCUGUGCCAUUUUUUCUUGAAAAAGAGGGUGAGUCUGCUUGAAAAUUAAGCUUUAAUAGCAUUUCGCGAGUCUUGGAAGUUGAACAUGCACAUAUAGAUUAUUAGUUUUAAAUUGACUUGUAUUCAAGAUGUGUUAUUCUUGCCUAAUAAUUCCAUCGUUCUCUCAACCAUAUAAUUCUGAUGGUUCA